Molecule: messenger RNA, 990 nt
Organism: Gopherus flavomarginatus (Mexican gopher tortoise)
Lineage: Eukaryota; Metazoa; Chordata; Testudines; Testudinidae
Gene: SAP18
Product: Sin3A associated protein 18
Exons: 4
Coding region: 68-529 (153 amino acids)
Biological process (GO): negative regulation of DNA-templated transcription
Cellular component (GO): nucleus
Molecular function (GO): transcription corepressor activity; transcription factor binding
Source: RefSeq, a predicted model, not a curated record
CGCGAGAGUUUAGCAGAGUGCGCCCCCGAGACAUCCGGGUUCCUGCCCGCCGGAGCCCGGAGGGAAGAUGGCGGUGGAGUCCCGUGUUACGCAGGAGGAGAUUAAGAAGGAGCCUGAGAAGCCCAUCGACAGGGAGAAGACGUGCCCGCUGCUGCUGAGGGUCUUCACCACCAACAACGGGCGGCACCACCGCAUGGACGAGUUCUCCCGCGGCAACGUGCCGUCCAGCGAGCUGCAGAUCUACACCUGGAUGGAUGCAACUUUAAAAGAGCUGACCAGUUUAGUGAAAGAGGUCUACCCAGAAGCACGGAAGAAGGGCACACACUUCAAUUUUGCAAUAGUUUUUACAGAACUCAAGAGACCCGGUUAUAGAGUGAAGGAGAUUGGCAGCACAAUGUCAGGCAGAAAGGGCACAGAUGAUUCCAUGACUCUGCAGUCUCAGAAGUUCCAGAUUGGAGACUACCUGGAUAUAGCAAUUACUCCUCCAAAUCGUGCACCGCCCCCAUCAGGACGCAUGAGACCAUACUAAGUGACAGUAUUACUUUGUUUAAAACUGAUCACGUAUAUUUCCCUUUGAUAGUACUUGCUGCUUGAAACAGGCUCUUUUUUGUUUUUAUUGCUAAGCAAGAACAUCUGAGAACACAUGUAAGCCUUGGAAACCCUUUUAAAUCUUUAUUUUACUCUGUUUAGAAGAAGAUAUCUUUCAGCAGCUUCAUAAUCCUUUUCAUAGUAGUUAUGGUUUGAAAAGUAGGAAUGUUCAGUGUUUCACAAUCUCUAAAAUACGAGCAGCAUAACACAGGAGUGUUCUUUUUGUUCUGUUAGAAAGUGUCAUGUUUGGAACAAAUAUAUUGCUAUGUCAUCCAAAAUUUAGUGUCUUGUUUUUAACGAUUAAAUCAGGUCUGCGUAAUAAGUGCUUAAUUAAACCGGUAAUGUCAGCAGUUGUUUCAAUAAAUUGUGGCCUCUAAAAUGAGGAGUGAAGCUUUCCUGGAA